AUUUCCAUUAAACCUAAAAUCAACGUUUCGAAGAUUUGUCCGUUCUCUUCGUAAAUAGAUUGUUCUAUUUAAACAACGGAACGAUAGCAGCAUUUUAUCAGGAUGUCUUAUAUGUUGGCACAUUUACACAAUGGAUGGCAGGUGGAUCAGGCCAUUCUAUCAGAAGAGGACCGCGUUGUCGUAAUACGUUUUGGCCACGAUUGGGAUCCUACGUGCAUGAAAAUGGAUGAGGUACUGUAUAGUAUAGCGGAAAAGGUGAAGAAUUUUGCCGUUAUCUAUCUGGUGGAUAUAACUGCUGUUCCUGAUUUCAACAAGAUGUACGAAUUGUACGAUCCUUGCACGGUGAUGUUCUUUUUCCGUAAUAAGCACAUUAUGAUCGACUUGGGCACUGGUAAUAACAACAAAAUCAAUUGGCCAUUGGAGGAUAAACAGGAAAUGAUUGAUAUCAUUGAAACGGUAUACCGAGGAGCACGUAAGGGACGAGGUCUGGUGGUAUCGCCAAAGGAUUAUUCGACAAAAUAUAGAUAUUAGGCUGUACUCAAUUUCGUAUUAGAAUAUUUUAGUUAUUUAAGAAUAAAUGUAGAAUCCAUCAGUUCUUUGUAAAUUAUAGAAAAUGAAGUUUAUAUCCUCACACUUUUUUUAGGCAACUGCUUUAAGAAGGGACUCACACUUGGAAAAUCGAAAAAAACUAAAGUUUUAUUUUUACAUUUUUGGCCAAAAUGACGUUAGUUUGCCCAGUCGAAAAUAUGAUCAUGGUUUCUCCACUUUUUCGAAUGUUCUAGUUCAGCGCACCUGUGUCAAAACAGGUAUUCAAAUGAUCCGACAUAUAGAAAUAAAAUUGUCUUUUUCAUGA
Toxorhynchites rutilus septentrionalis is the source of this 853-nucleotide messenger RNA. It is a transcript of the gene Dim1, whose product is annotated as thioredoxin-like protein 4A. Lineage: Eukaryota; Metazoa; Arthropoda; Insecta; Diptera; Culicidae. The transcript has 2 exons. Gene Ontology annotation, biological process: mRNA splicing, via spliceosome. The record is from RefSeq and is a predicted model, not a curated record. Gene Ontology annotation, cellular component: U4/U6 x U5 tri-snRNP complex; spliceosomal complex; U5 snRNP. Bases 103 to 531 code for a protein of 142 amino acids.